AUGGCGUCAGGCUCCCCCAACUCCAUGACAUUGCGCCAGUCUGUAGAAGUACCGGACAAUGGCACUUUCACCCAUUCUAAUUUCACUACCUCGCACGACAUCUCAUCCGCAGAGAGUAUGGCCGUCGAGCACGCAAGACAACCAAAGGAGGCCGGAGAGCGUCCGUCGAAGGAUAACUGUGAUGGAGAACAUGGUGGACCAGACGCAACAAUUGCUAUAUCAUCUUCAAGUCGAAUCGCUGGUCAGACUGUUGCACCUUUCCUUGCAAAGCAUAUCCCCGAAUCAUACGCCCCCAUGGGAGUUGCUCAACCAAACACAACUUCAAAGAAAGAUCCAAAUACCAAAUUCUGCUACCGGCAUCAGCCGGAUUCAAAGUGUAGAAGGACAGCUGACGAGCCAACAAUGGAGAAUCUUCAGAGGGAGCUGGAAACGUUAACCCAAGACGAUCAACAGGGCAUAUCCCACGUCUGGUCAUUAUUCUCCGCCGCCCCAGCCAAACACAGGAAUCUUAUGCUCCAGGGCAUCUUGACUCAGUGCUGUUUCCCCCAACUCUCAUAUCUUUCAACCUCUGUACGCGACCUUAUUCGCAUUGAUUUCCUCACCGCCCUCCCAUCGGAAAUAUCCUACAAAAUUUUAUGUCACCUUGACACAACCUCCCUUUGUAAAGCUGCUCAAGUCAGUCAGAGAUGGCGUAUACUAGCAGACGAUGAUGUGGUAUGGCAUAAGAUGUGCGAACAGCACAUUGACCGAAAAUGUCUCAAGUGUGGGUGGGGACUACCAUUACUAGAGCGGAAACGCUUGAGGGAUUGGAAGCGCCAGCAGCAAUUACGAGCAACAGGCCGAGGUUUAAAUGAGUGGUCACCCAAAUUGACCCCGGCACCUGAUGAUGCGGGCAGUACAGAUAUGGUCAGGAAACCAUCCUGUAAUGGCAUAGGAAAGAGAGAUGCAGACUCGUUGACUUCUGAUGGCCCAUUAUCUGUUUCUCCUGAAGCAAGCAAGCGACAAAGAAUGAACCCCGAAGAUUCAUAUUUCCCCAAAACUCGGCCGUGGAAAGACGUCUACAAGGAUCGAUUCAAGGUUGGCACAAAUUGGAAGUACGGUCGCUGUACGACCAAGAUAUUCAGAGGCCAUCAAAAUGGUGUCAUGUGCUUGCAGUUUGAUGACAACAUUCUGGCAACUGGGUCAUACGACAGUACCAUCAAAAUCUGGGAUAUCAACACUGGCGAAUGCCUCCGAACCCUCCGAGGUCACACCCUCGGCGUGCGGGCUCUGCAAUUCGAUGACACCAAACUAAUCAGCGGAAGUCUCGACCACACAAUUCGAGUCUGGAAUUGGCGAACUGGAGAGACCAUAGCAACGUAUCCAGAACACACCGAAGGCGUGAUAUCAGUAAACCUCGACGGCAACCUCCUUGCUUCCGGCUCCGUCGACAAAACCGUACGAAUCUGGAACUUCAAAGACAAAUCUAAAUUUUCUUUAAAGGGUCACAGGGACUGGGUCAACGCAGUGCGCGUCGACUCCGCCUCCCGCACCGUAUUCUCUGCUUCCGAUGACUGCACGAUUCGUCUAUGGGAUCUGGAUACCAAGCAGACAAUCCAAACAUAUAUAGGCCAUGUUGGACAGGUUCAGCAAGUCACGUUGUUGCCUGCGGACUAUGAACCUGAAGAUGUCGAUGCAGAGGAAGUAGACGAUGGCGCGAGCAGCACAUCAAGUACAUCGGAUCUCACCAUGAACCUCUCCUCACCCCCCUCGAUCUCCCCCUUCGAGCUCUGGCCUUCAUCCCGUCCCCGGCCUGCGCGGUACAUGGUAACAGGUGGCUUGGACUCCACUGUUCGACUCUGGGACGUCGAGUCUGGCAAGUGUUUAAAGACCUUCUUUGGCCACGUUGAGGGCGUUUGGGCUCUAGCUGCUGAUACGUUGCGCGUUGUAUCUGGGGCGGAAGAUCGAAUGGUGAAAGUGUGGGAUGCACGGACGGGAAAGUGCGAGAAGACUUUCAGUGGACAUCAGGGCCCGGUGACGUGCAUUGGGCUUAGUGAUUCGAGGAUGGUUACUGGGAGUGAAGACUGUGAGGUUCGGAUGUACAGCUUCAAGUCUGAAGAUGGGGAGGCGGUUGAGGAUGAGGGGUAUUGA
Messenger RNA from Lachnellula hyalina, 2130 nucleotides. It is a transcript of the gene sconB, whose product is annotated as putative E3 ubiquitin ligase complex SCF subunit. The record is from RefSeq and is a predicted model, not a curated record. Gene Ontology annotation, molecular function: protein binding. The transcript is spliced from 2 exons. NCBI's taxonomy places the organism in Eukaryota, Fungi, Ascomycota, Leotiomycetes, Helotiales, Lachnaceae. The coding region runs from base 1 to 2130 and encodes 709 amino acids.